CGGUCUGCCAUCAUGGUGUUCAAGCGCUUUGUCGAAAUUGGCCGUGUCGCCUACGUUGCCUUUGGGCCCCAUGAAGGCAAACUGGUGACCAUUGUAGAUGUGAUUGAUCAGAACAGGGCACUGGUGGAUGGCCCCUGCACUGGUGUGAAGAGGCAGUCAAUGCCAUUCAAGUGCAUGCAGCUCACUGAUUACGUCAUCAAAGUUCCCCACAGCGCUCGACAGAAGUUUGUGAGGCGUGCCUGGGAGAAAGCUGCGAUCAGCCAGAAUUGGGCUGAGAGCAGCUGGGCCAAGAAAAUCGAAGCCAGGAAAAAGAGGGCCAAGAUGACCGACUUCGAUCGCUACAAGGUCAUGAAGGCCAAGAAAAUGAGGAACAAGAUCAUCAAGCAUGAAGCAAAGAAACUCCAGAAAGCUGCAGCAGCCGCAGCUAAAAAGGCCUAAAUCAUAAUCAAUAAAUGUGUUAAAACACUU
Ictalurus punctatus (channel catfish) is the source of this 468-nucleotide messenger RNA. RefSeq names its product ribosomal protein L14 (gene rpl14). The record is from RefSeq and is marked provisional. Gene Ontology annotation, biological process: ribosomal large subunit biogenesis; translation. Gene Ontology annotation, cellular component: ribosome; cytosolic large ribosomal subunit. NCBI's taxonomy places the organism in Eukaryota, Metazoa, Chordata, Actinopteri, Siluriformes, Ictaluridae. Gene Ontology annotation, molecular function: structural constituent of ribosome; RNA binding.